AGCAGAAUACUCCUAUAUAGAUAGGCAGCCUCCCCCGUAAGCCGCUUCGAUUCCAUCGCGUUGCGUGGCGGCGUCUCCAACUCAAUUCAAUCCAUAGCACCGAGAAGAGCAGAGCAGUAGCGUCCUUGUUACAGGACAGAGGCAAUGGCGCCGGGGCCUUCUGUCGCGCUGCUUCUGCUCUUCUGCGCCGCGGUGGCCUUCUCCCUGGCCGUGGCCGACGCCGCCGGCACGCCGGACGGCUCCGAGGAGUGGGGCUACGUCCAAGUCCGACCAAAGGCGCACAUGUUCUGGUGGCUCUACCACAGCCCGCAGCGCGUGGACAACGGCAGGACGCCAUGGCCGACCGUGCUCUGGCUGCAAGGAGGCCCGGGCGCGUCCGGCGUCGGGUACGGCAACUUCAUGGAGAUCGGGCCGCUGGACGACGACCUCAAGCCCCGCGCCACCACCUGGCUCGCCAAGGCAGACCUCCUCUUCGUGGACAACCCCGUGGGCACGGGCUUCAGCUACGUCGAGGGCGGCGACAAGAGCCUCAUGGUGCGCACGGACGCCGAGGCGGCGCGCGACCUCACCACGCUGCUAUGCGCCCUCUACCGCGACAACCCCCGCCUCCGGGCGAGCCCGCUCUACAUCGUGGCCGAGUCCUACGGCGGCAAGUUCGCCGUCACCACGGCGCUGGCGGCGCUCAGGGCCAUCGACCAGGGCCGCCUCCGCGCCAACCUCGCCGGGGUGGCCCUCGGAGACAGCUGGAUCUCGCCCCUCGACUUCGUGUUGUCGUGGGGGCCGUUGCUGUACCAAGUGUCCAGGGUCGACGAGAAGGGCCUGCAGCAAUGCAACAGUGUGUCAGCGAAGAUCAAGGACCAGGUGGAGAAGAAGCAGUUCACGGACGCCGAGGCGUCGUGGUCGGAGCUGGAGAACGUCGUCAUCGCCAACUCCAACUCCGUCGACUUCUACAACUUCCUCAAGGACGACGCAUCGGAGGACGCGGUCUCGACGGCGGCGGCGCAGCGGCAGAGGUCGACCCUGUCGUCGUUCAGGAGGAAGAACGGCUACUCGGGAUACCUCGAGUCCAUGGCCUCAGCGCGGGAGGGCGGCUUCGACGGGCUCAUGAACACGGUCAUCAAGAAGAAGCUCGGCAUCAUCCCCAAGGAUCUCUCGUGGGGAGAGCAGUCUGGCGAUGUCUUUGACGCAAUGGCGGGGGACUUCAUGAAGCCGAGGAUCCAGGAGGUGGAUCAGCUGCUCAAGCUCGGCGUCAAUGUCACCAUCUACAACGGGCAGCUCGAUCUCAUCUGCGCGACCAAAGGCACCAUGGACUGGGUUCAGAAGCUCAAGUGGGACGGCCUCAAGAACUUCAUCAACUCACCCAGGACGCCCAUCUACUGCAGCAAGGAAGGCCAGUCCGGCACCCAAGCCUUCGUCAAGUCGUACAAGAAUCUCAAAUUCUACUGGAUACUCGGAGCUGGACACAUGGUACCCAUCGACAACCCUUGCCCUGCGCUCAAGAUGCUGGCUGACAUUACGCGAUCUCCUGCCAAGUAGGAGUAGGAGCACAGGAUGGAGUACAGAGCCUGACACCAACCAAUUCUUCAAGAUUCUUUAAUUUUCCUGUUUAAUCUCUUUGUAAUACUACAUUCAAAAAGUCUUCUUUACACAGAUACAGUCAUACAGAAAAAAAAAGAGUAAGUGCUAGCUGGUGAUGAUAGUAUGAGAGUACCAGACAUGCAAGGAAUACAGAAGAAAGGGAUAUGACAA
Molecule: messenger RNA, 1749 nt
Organism: Panicum hallii
Lineage: Eukaryota; Viridiplantae; Streptophyta; Magnoliopsida; Poales; Poaceae
Product: serine carboxypeptidase-like 51
Exons: 11
Coding region: 145-1536 (463 amino acids)
Biological process (GO): proteolysis
Molecular function (GO): serine-type carboxypeptidase activity
Source: RefSeq, a predicted model, not a curated record